Messenger RNA from Ilex paraguariensis (yerba mate), 864 nucleotides. The record is from the annotation of a GenBank genome assembly. Lineage: Eukaryota; Viridiplantae; Streptophyta; Magnoliopsida; Aquifoliales; Aquifoliaceae.
AUGGGGAAGAAACGGGUUAUGUUGCCGGCGAGUGAAGUUGACUUGGCGGAAGUGAAAUACAAGCAGGAACUAGUCCAAGCUCCUCAUUUGACGAGGUUUAUGCUCAAGUUAUUUAUCAAAUUAACUGAAGCUCCAUUCAUCGGUUCUUUCAUCAUCUCUCAAUUGAAAAAGCAUAAUAAAAUGACUGAGAUGUUGCAGAAUACAGUGAUACCGGAGACACCCAUGUUUAGACCCGAGUUCCUACCUCAAGAGCCGGAAAGUGGUGUUGUUCCAGUGGAGGAAGGUGGAAAAUCAGAAGAGAGAGUGGAGUUAGCCUUGAAGUGUCUUCCACAUCAUGAUCCUGCCAGCACUUGGACUGUUCAAGUCUCAUCCUUCCGCUAUUGGAAGAUUCGUGAUUAUGCGUAUGCUUACAGGUCCAAGCUUGCAACCCCUUCAAUGGUUGCAGAGAGAUUCAUCUCAGCUAUGGAGGAAUUCGAUAACAAGAAGCCACCGGCACCACUAUUGAUUUCUUUUGAUGCCGAGGAAGUAAGAAUGCAAGCAGUAGCUUCCACACAAAGGUUUGAGGAAGGUGGAACAACAUGGAUGCAUGAGGUUCGCCCUGUUAAAAACGACGCAGUUUGUGUAUCAAGGUUACGUAGCUGCGGUGUGAUUCUCGUUGGAAAAGCAAAUAUGCAUGAAUUGGGUCUCGGAACAACCGGAAAGAACCCAAAUUAUGGCACAACAAGAAACCCACAUGCUCCAGAAAGGUAUACAGGUGGGUCUUCCUCGGGCGCAGCAGCAAUUGUGGCUUCUGGACUCUGUUCAGCUGCUUUAGGAACAGACGGCGGAGGUUGUACAAUUACAACUCAUGAGGCUUCAGAAUGA